AUGGUCACAUUGAAGUCAAACGAAUCGGAGCGUUCUGCAAAGCCAAGCCCCGUGUACAUUGUUCGACCGUCAUCAGCCAUAAGACGGAUUACAAAAUACCGACUCGAGUCCAUCACAGACUCGACUGCGAUCCCUGGAAACGCGUCCACGGGACAUUUGGCAUACAAUUCCCCCGAAUUACGGUCCUCUAGUUUCAAAGUCAAAUCUUUGCCCUUGGCAACAAUUCGCAAACGUCCGGUCCAGAACGGAGUGUCCAACCCCCAGUCUGCAGCCCGGUAA
Opisthorchis viverrini is the source of this 279-nucleotide messenger RNA. RefSeq lists its product as hypothetical. The coding region runs from base 1 to 279 and encodes 92 amino acids. Lineage: Eukaryota; Metazoa; Platyhelminthes; Trematoda; Opisthorchiida; Opisthorchiidae. The record is from RefSeq and is a predicted model, not a curated record. The transcript has a single exon.